Molecule: messenger RNA, 1914 nt
Organism: Oncorhynchus kisutch (coho salmon)
Lineage: Eukaryota; Metazoa; Chordata; Actinopteri; Salmoniformes; Salmonidae
Gene: cbln1
Product: cerebellin 1 precursor
Exons: 3
Coding region: 433-1002 (189 amino acids)
Biological process (GO): maintenance of synapse structure
Cellular component (GO): glutamatergic synapse; synaptic cleft
Molecular function (GO): protein binding
Source: RefSeq, a predicted model, not a curated record
AACGGGGCGUGAGCAUUGCGCGUCCGGAGCCUUUGUGUUUCAGCUCUAAUAUCUCACAUAUCAAUAAUUCAGUGCGCAAGCAGACGGACCCCGCGCUAUGUAUUCAACUGCGCUUCAACUCGACAAGGGCCUCGUACCGCUCUCGACUGGUUAUUCGAUUACGGAGUGAGACAAGAAGGCGGGGAGGCUUGAGCUGAGAGGGGAAAAAUAAGUUUACACGUGGAACGACUGGGUAAAGGGGACUCUCCAUGAUUUAAAAAAAAGAAACGGGAAAACCAAACCUGUCUUUGACCUUUCCAAAAUUUAGAAAUACACAAGGAUAGCUAUAAUUCAAGAAAGCUAAAGGAGUUUGUCAUUUCGAAAGACUGCAUUCUGUCGAACAUAAUAAGAAUAGCAGGAUACAGCCACGAAGUGCAGAGUGAAGUUGCCAUAAUGUUGACGGUAUUACUGGGUGCAGUGUGGCUAGUGACUCUAGUGAACGCUCAGAACGAGACGGAACCCAUCGUGCUCGAAGGGAAAUGUCUGGUCGUUUGCGAUUCCAACCCAACUUCGGAUCCCACUGGGACUGCUCUCGGGAUAUCGGUGCGCUCCGGGAGCGCCAAAGUGGCUUUUUCAGCUGUGAGAAAUACCAACCAUGAGCCUUCGGAGAUGAGUAACCGGACUAUGGUCAUCUACUUUGACCAGAUACUUGUAAACGUUGGUAAGAAUUUCGAUGAGGAACGGAGCAAUUUCAUCUCCCCGCGCAAAGGGAUUUACAGUUUUAAUUUCCACGUGGUCAAAGUGUAUAAUCGCCAAACGAUCCAGGUGAGCCUAAUGCAUAACGGAUGGCCUGUGAUCUCGGCCUUCGCUGGGGACCAGGAUGUGACUCGUGAGGCUGCCAGUAACGGAGUGCUGAUCCAAAUGGAGAAGGGGGACCGAGCCUACCUCAAACUGGAGAGAGGAAACCUCAUGGGGGGCUGGAAGUACUCCACAUUCUCUGGGUUCCUGGUCUUCCCCAUGUAGAAGACAAGGAGACUGGAGGGACUAAUGCUUCUCAGCUCGGCGGCUUGGGAGACUGUGGAGUGAGAGAGAGGAUAAAAGAUAGAGGAAGAGAGAGAGAUAUGGGAGAGGAAGUUAAAGAGAUGUGUAAGGUAUAAUUAGGCAGGGCAGGCUCUCCAACACACUCACUCACUCCGCUGCCUGACUACAGCUCUGGACAGCCAAAACUUUUUUAUCCUCAGAAAUAUUAUAAUUUAAAAACAUUAAAGAGAGUAAAAACUAUAGGCCAAGUCCACCCCUUCCCUCACAUCAUCUCUUUCUGCAUCUGCUUUGAGGAAUGUCUCUGUAUUACCUACAGUGUCAAAGAGCUGCAUCGACCAUGUUUCCACAUACCGUAUGGCCAUGCAUCCCCACCCAUUUUCUGUGACUCCAUUUUUAAAUUCUAUACGUCUGUGUACAGUCCGACAAUACAUUUUCUACAUCCCUUCCACCACUGUCAUUACAAGUCCAAGCAGAUACUGUACUGUACCAUUGCGUCCUCUUCACUCAUCACUCCUCCCAUCCCCUGGUCUUCACAUAUAUUGAUCCUCUGUUCAAUACUCCUCCUCUCCUGUCCUGUUGUGUUAUCCUCCACUCUGCUGCUCUUCUUUCUAGCCUUCUCCUCCCAGUAAAGAUGUCCCUGCUUUGUCUUGGUUGGAGGAUUGCUGAAACUCUAAAAGACUCUAGCUGUAUACUGAAUAUAUAUAUAUAUAUAUAUAUAUAUAUAUAUAUAUAUAUAUAUAUAUAUAUAUAUAUAUAUAUAUAUAAAUUCUGAAAGUUUCUAUAUGAUAUAAUCUAUGAUUAACAGAAUCUGGUUGAAUAUCGUAUUUCCGUAUUUCAAUGUUAACAUUUUGUGAUUGUGUGUGGAUUAUGAGGCUGCCCUUAAGUACUGAUGCU